Messenger RNA from Aspergillus udagawae, 657 nucleotides. RefSeq lists its product as uncharacterized. Lineage: Eukaryota; Fungi; Ascomycota; Eurotiomycetes; Eurotiales; Aspergillaceae. The record is from RefSeq and is a predicted model, not a curated record. The transcript is spliced from 2 exons. Bases 1 to 657 code for a protein of 218 amino acids. Gene Ontology annotation, cellular component: mitochondrion.
AUGAAUCCCUCACACGCCCAAAGCCAUCAUGAUUACGGGAGCUUUUAUGGCUGGGGACAGGUGGGAGGAGACUUGGCUGCUGCUGCUAUCUCAGCGGCAUUGGUGGCUCCAAUGGUGACAAUGAUCGAUGGCGCUGGCACCCUCAGCUUCGUAUGCACCUUUUUGGUCAAUGUACCUCUUGGUGUGCGCAAAGAUAUCCGGUUCGCACAACUCUUUGGCCGUCCGAGUUGCAUUGAACCCACUAUCGCCACAAAACUCGCUCUCCUUUCGCCAACUGGAGUGGGGGCAGCAGCAGCCACAGCGACACUUCUUCUGCGGGAUGCAGUCACCAUCUACGGGUCCUUUACACUGCCGCAGCUGUGCUCAGAUUCGAUUCCUGAUAGCUUGACCACUCACCCGUAUUCCAAGAUGAUCAUCACACAGAUGAUCGUGCCCGUCUUGUCCCAGUUGGUAGCUACACCUCUGCAUCUCCUCGGUCUGGAUCUCUAUAAUCGCCAGUAUCCAAUACCCUGGUCCGAUCGAUUCGCUAUAAUUAGCAGGGAUUUGCUAUCGGCGACCGCCAUUAGGUGUACGCGCAUUAUGCCUGCGUUUGGGCUUGGGUGCCUUACCAACGUGGGCUUGCGGUCAUUCUUCCAUAGUGACAGUCUUACUUCGUAA